AUGAGAGCUUGUCCUCCAUCCUCCAAACAGCGGUUGGCUCUCAACCUGAGAGCUUGUCCUCCAUCCUCAAACAGAUGUGGCUCUCAACCUGAGGGCUUGUCCUCCAUCCUCCAAAACAGCUCUGUUGGCUCUCAACCUGAGAGCUUGUCCUCCAUCCCCAAAACAACUGUUGGCUCUCAACCUGAGAGCUUUUCCUCCAUCCUCAAAACAAAACAGCUGUUGGCUCUCAACCUUGAGAGCUUGUCCUCCAUCCUCAAAAACAGAUCUGUUGGUUCUCAACCUGAGAACUUUUCCUCCAUCCUCAAAACAGCUGUUGGCUCUCAACCUGAGAGUUUGUCCUCAUUCCUCCCAACAGCUGUUGGCUCACAACCUGAGAGCUUGUCCUCCAUCCUCCAAACAGCUGUUGGCUCUCAACCUGAGAGCUUUUCCUCCAUCCUCAAAACAGCUGUUGGCUCUCAACCUGAGAGCUUUUCCUCCAUCCUCAAAACAGCUUUUGGCACUCAACCUGAGAGCUUGUCCUCCAUCCUCCAAACAGCUCUGUUGGCUCUCAACCUGAGAGCUUGUCCUCCCAUCCUCUUAACAGCUGUUGGCUCUCACCUGAGAGCUUGUCCUCCAUCUAACAAAACAGCUGUUGGCUCUCAACCUGAGAGCUUUUCCUCCAUCCUCUUAACAGCUGUUGGCUCUCAACCUGAGAGCUUUUCCUCCAUCGUCUUAACAGCUGUUGGCUCUCAACCUGAGAGCUUUUCCUCCAUCCUCUUAACAGCUGUUGGCUCUCAACCUGAGAGCUUGUCCUCCAUCCUCCCAACAGGUGUUGGCUCUCAACCUGAGAGCUUUUCCUCCAUCCUCUUAACAGCUGUUGGCUCUCAACCUGAGACUGUUGGCUCUCAACCUGAGAGCUUUUCCUCCAUCCUCUUAACAGCUGUUGGCUCUCAACCUGAGAGCUUUUCCUCCAUCCUCUUAACAGCUGUUUGCUCUCAACCUGAGAGCUUUUCCUCCAUCCUCUUAACAGCUGUUGGCUCUCAACCUGAGAGCUUUUCCUCCAUCCUCGAAACAGCUGUUGGCUCUCAACCUGAGAGCUUUUCCUCCAUCCUCCCAACAGGUGUUGGCUCUCAACCUGAGAGCUUGUCCUCCAUCCUCUUAACAGCUGUUGGCUCUCAACCUGAGAGCUUGUCCUCCUUCCUCGAAACAGCUGUUGGCUCACCACCUGAGAGGUUGUCCUCCAUCCUCCAAACAGUUGUUGGCUCUCAACCUGAGAGAUUGUCCUCCAUCCUCUUAACAGCUGUUGGCUCUCAACCUGAGAGCUUGUCCUCCAUCCUCUUAACAGCUGUUGGCUCUCAACCUGAGAGCUUGUCCUCCAUCCUCGAAACAGCUUUUGGCUCACAACCUGAGAGGUUGUCCUCCAUCCUCCAAACAGUUGUUGGCUCUCAACCUGAGAGCUUGUCCUCCAUCCUCUUAACAGCUGUUGGCUCUCAACCUGAGAGCUUGUCCUCCAUCCUCCAAACAGCUAUUGGCUCACAACCUGAGAGGUUGCCUCCAUCCUCCAAACCGUUGUUGGGUCUCAACCUGAGAGCUUGUCCUCCAUCCUCUAACAGCCUUGUUGGCUCUCCAAUCCUGAGAGGUUGUCCUCCAUCCUCCAAACAGUUUGUUGGCUCUCAACCUGAGAGGUUGGUCCUCCAUCCUCCAAACAGGUCCGUUUGCCGCUUCCUCAACCGAGAGGUUGUCCCCAUCCGCAAACUGGUUGCUCACAACCAGGAGAGCUUGUCCAUCCUCAUCCAACAGCCUUUUGCCAACAAUCCUGAAGAGUUGGCCCCUUCCAUCCUCCAAAACAGGUGGGUUGCUCAACCAGGAAGAGCUGUUGGCCUCAACCUCCGAGAGCUUGUCCUCAAUCCUCCAAACAGCUGUGGCUCUCAACCUGAGAGCCUUUUCCUCCACCUCUUAACAGCGUUGGCUCUCAACCGGAGAGCUGUCCUCCAUUCCUCAAAACAGCUGGUUGGCUCUCAAACCUGA
Molecule: messenger RNA, 2007 nt
Organism: Macrobrachium nipponense
Lineage: Eukaryota; Metazoa; Arthropoda; Malacostraca; Decapoda; Palaemonidae
Exons: 7
Coding region: 1-2007 (668 amino acids)
Source: RefSeq, a predicted model, not a curated record